AAACUAAGCGGCUGUUUCGGUAAUUUUGCAGAAAGCGAAGGGCUUUUCCCGCUCAUUCGCAAAAACCCCAAAUCCGACUGCCCCUUCUCUCCAAGCUUCCUGACAGUACCGGAGUUUUUCACCAAUCCGACAUGGUCGACCGUGAACGCGAUCGGGACAGGGGUCGCGACAGAGAUAAAGAUCGAGACCGUGAUAGAUACAAGGAUAGGGAGCGAGACCGUGACCACCGUGAACGUGACCGGGACCGGGACCGGGAACGGGAGCGGCGUAGGGAUCGAGACGACCGUGACCGAGAACGGGAGCGUGGUCGGAGUAAAAGGUCACACACUCCCGACCGCCUCAGAUCCCGCCACACUCGUUCUCGCACCCGCUCGCCGGACCAGCACCGUACGCGUUCUCUUUCUCGUUCCCCUGAGGACCGAUCUCUUCGCCGCCGCCAUCGCUCGCCGUCCCCGGAACACGCUCGGAAACGGCAUCGCCGGGAUUUGACUGUGGAUGAUGAUAAGGAGAGGCAGAAAGUAGUGUCGGACUUCGUUGAUGGCAUUGCGAAAGAGCAGCACAAGCAGAAGAAAAACAAAGAUAGGGUUGGUGGGGAAGAAGUAGUGGAGGAGGCUGUGGCUGAUGAGGAUGAAAUUGAGAUGAUGAAGAAAUUAGGUAUUCCGGUGGGUUUUGAUUCGACGAAGGGCAAGCCCGUCCCUGGUGCUGAUGUAAGUGGCGUUAGGGCAGUGACCAAGCGGCAGCCUAGGCAAUACAUGAAUCGUCGUGGUGGGUUCAACCGACCGUUGCCGGCCGAGAGGACCCGGUAGAUAAUUAAUUUGGCUUGGUCGCCGAGUUGUGAAGCACAGACCACUGCCUUCUGCAUUGAAGUUUAAGCGGCAACGGGGGCGUUUCCAGGUUCUUUGUUAUGGUCACUGGAACGAGAGUGAUUCUGCAUGUGGCCUUCUCUCUGAAUUUCGGUUUUUAUGUUCAGAUAAAUUUGUUCAGUUAAUUGUGUGCUUCUUCGUUGCUCCUCUUCCUGGUCUCAUACAAUCGAGAGGACAGCCGUUUCUUUGUCAAUUUUAUCUGUUUCAGAGGAUUGUUAGACACACGUUACCAGUAGUUAUUUGACUGUGGCAAUAUGAACUUUUCACUCAUUUCAAAGUAUAUACAAACUGUUCAUUUUUCUUGUA
Messenger RNA from Cucurbita maxima (winter squash), 1169 nucleotides. RefSeq names its product U4/U6.U5 small nuclear ribonucleoprotein 27 kDa protein-like. Gene Ontology annotation, biological process: RNA splicing. The record is from RefSeq and is a predicted model, not a curated record. Lineage: Eukaryota; Viridiplantae; Streptophyta; Magnoliopsida; Cucurbitales; Cucurbitaceae. The transcript has 2 exons. Bases 132 to 806 code for a protein of 224 amino acids. Gene Ontology annotation, cellular component: precatalytic spliceosome.